AUCUUGUUCCCAAUGUCAGCACUCGAUUCACCUCCUCGGACUCAUGAGCUCUUCUCUUCUCUGUGUCACCGCUUGUUAAGCCUAAACUUGGUGUCGUUACCAGAGUUUGCCACCUUCGAGGACGAUCCGGUAACUGGAAUCCGCGAUACGUUCUCACUCGGAACACCUCUGGUCACCCUCUACAAUCUCCUCCCUCCACAUUAUCCUCGAAUCAACCUCGACUUGGAAGUAUUUACCGGCGAUGAACAUUGUAGACGCCUUGCGGUCGCUCUUUUUUCUAUGAAUGUCGAGCAAUUCCUUCAUUGCGAACGAUUCUCUUACAAUGAUCUACAAGACAUGGACGGAUUACGAAAGGCAGCUCUGGCAGUUCAUUUGAUACUCGACAAAUGCUCAGAGGCGGGACUACUAGCAAUUGCCAGGUACCCUUAUCCCAGAGAAUUACUACCGUCGGUAUCACAAAUACAACCUACUCGGUCAGAGGAACAAUGGAAUGAAUGGGUGGAACAAACGGUUACCUUCGAACGAGAAUAUAUUGAACAUAUCGCGCUUCUCGAGGGAUGCUCGAAAGCUCUGGCUAUAAACAAUGUUCUUGAUCAAAAAAUCAUCGAUCAUGUUCUUCCGAAAAAGUUCUUCACUUUCACGCGCAAAAUGUGCGUGCGCAUGGAAUGCACUAGGGCUCUCCCCUGGCAGCAACAAUGCUGGGGUCGUCUAUUCACGGGAUAUGCAGAGGAUAUCGGAAUAAUGUACCGAAUCUAUUGCGUCAACACGAUCUUGGCUCGGGAAAGACUCCUGAGCGCGAUCCUAGAAGUAAGCGGUUUGAAGGUUACAGAUUUGAGGCUUUCAAACGUGUCUAUCGCCCAACUUCUGGAAACCCCAUUCAGACACCUCUCCCAAUAUGUCAAACAACUUGAGGCACUCAUACCGAUUUCGGCUUCUAUUGCGCACUCUCAUCAUACGACAUUGGUUGUAGCUCGGGACAUGAUCCGGCGAAAAUUGCAUAGUAUUGUGACUGCUCAGGAAGAAGCAACGACAAAACAGAAACUUGCCAGCUUGAAACUCCGUAUUCUUGAUUGGAAAGGCCUUGAUCCCAGCAACCCGUCUGAAUUUGGUUUCCUUUUAUGUGAAGACCAAUUGCUGUUACGCAAAAACGGCGUCCUUCGGACCCUGUGGAUUUUCUUAUUUCGAAACAUUCUCAUAUAUUGCGACGAGACACUGCCGGAACCUGGUAAUAGUUCGCGCAGAGGCAAAAGAAAGCUAUCAACUGCUACAGUCGCACCUUCACCCGCCAAAGAUAGCACAACCGAGACCAACCUCGAUAUGAAAGGCUAUAUUCACAUAGCACGAAUAAAAGACAUAAGUACAUCUACGAUGAUACGAACGGAAGAGUCACGACUGAGAGUGUACAACGCAUUGUUAUUGUCAACGGACAUCGAGACGAUUGCGCUGGCGUACCCGUCAAAGACACAGAUGCAUGAAUGGCACCAGAUGUUGGAAGGCGCACGCUCAGCAAGCACCCCCAUGUCAAUGGCGAGUGUCAAAGCACUUGCCAAGGUGUAUCUUGACGAUGUCAGCAGUACUUUUAUGAUCGCCUUGUCGUAUCCGGUGAGGUAUGAUGAUCUCAUGGCGAACAUAGAGAUGAAGAUGCGCCGACUGGGAUUCUUGCAAACCCAAAGUGACCAAUCCCAAUACCAACGGCACCUAGUGGUGGACAGGGUAGCUGGAAACGGGUUACUGGUAAGGGUAACAUCGAAUAACGACGACGACAUAGUCGAAGCGUUUUUUCCGGGAUCCAUAACCGAACUGCAUGUGCAGAAAUGGUAG
Molecule: messenger RNA, 1821 nt
Organism: Marasmius oreades (fairy-ring Marasmius)
Lineage: Eukaryota; Fungi; Basidiomycota; Agaricomycetes; Agaricales; Marasmiaceae
Exons: 7
Coding region: 13-1821 (602 amino acids)
Biological process (GO): establishment of cell polarity; septin ring organization
Cellular component (GO): nucleus; mating projection tip; cytoplasm
Source: RefSeq, a predicted model, not a curated record